Trematomus bernacchii (emerald rockcod) is the source of this 3222-nucleotide messenger RNA. It is a transcript of the gene smarcc1b, whose product is annotated as SWI/SNF related, matrix associated, actin dependent regulator of chromatin, subfamily c, member 1b. The transcript has 28 exons. Lineage: Eukaryota; Metazoa; Chordata; Actinopteri; Perciformes; Nototheniidae. Bases 43 to 2934 code for a protein of 963 amino acids. Gene Ontology annotation, cellular component: npBAF complex; nBAF complex; SWI/SNF complex. The record is from RefSeq and is a predicted model, not a curated record. Gene Ontology annotation, molecular function: histone binding; nucleosomal DNA binding. Gene Ontology annotation, biological process: positive regulation of DNA-templated transcription.
AGCCAGUUUUGUUCUUCUGUAUGAGAUUUAUCUCGUUUUAUUAUGGCUACAAUGUCCGGAGGAACAAACCUCGGCAUUCCCGGGGCAAGACUAGCCAGCUCCGGAACUUCCGCACACCGGAAAAAAGACAGCAGUCCGUCCGCUAGGUUCUGGGAGAGUCCGGAGACUUUAGCCCAGCUGGAGGUGGUGCGACAGUGGAUCGGGAAGCACUACAAAAAGUAUGUGCUGGUGGAUGCUCCUUCGUGUCAGGCUCUGGCUGCAGUCACCCUGCAGCUCCUCCAGUUCCAAGAGGAUGCGUUUGGCAGACAAGCGGCCAGUCCUGUUCUCUCCAAACUGCCUGCACAAAGCUUCCUGGACCUGCGACCAGCGGGUGGACUCUGCCACAUUCUUGGCACUGCCUACAAGUUUAAGGCAGAGCAAGGCUGGCGUAGGUUUGACUUGCAGAAUCCAUCACGAACUGAAAGGAAUGUUGAGAUGUUUGGUGCAAUUGGAAUAUCACUGAUCCAGAACAAGGGUAUGUCACUGCCUGUGGUAUAUGUGGACCCUACGCUGGACCAGGAGCUGGUUAGCAGACUUACAGAUGUGAUCGCCAAACACCAGGGUACGCUCACUGAGGACCGAACGCUCGCCAGUCACCACAUCUACCCCUCACCUGCUUCUAAAGAGGAAGAUGAAUGGAUGCGUCCUGUCAUGAGGAAAGACAAACAUGUUUUGGUACACUGGGGCAUGCACCCUGACAGUUAUGACAGUUGGCUGUCCUCAAGUGAUGUUGAAGGAGAGGUUGAAGAGCCACCACAUUCAGAAAAGCCGUGGCGGGUCCAUGCUGGCUGGGUUCUGGACACGGAUGUUUUCAACGAGUGGAUGAACGAAGAAGACUAUUGUGUGAAUGAGAGGAAUGUAGCUAUCAUUCUGCGCCGGCGUAUUCACCUCAGAGACGAGCAGGACUCCAAACACACCCCUUCAAAAAAGAGAAGACGCUCCAUCUCUCCUCCCUCUGAAGGCAGGAAGAAGGGAAAGAAGGGGCGAAGGCGUGGACCACAGGAGGAAGAGCCAGAAGAAGACUUGACCAAAGACAUGGAGGACCCUACCCCUGUCCCUAACAUGGAGGAAGUUAUUUUACCCAAGAAUGUCAACCUGAAGAAGGACAGUGAGAAUAUUCCUGUCAAAGGAGGGACCAUGACUGACCUGGAUGAACUGGAGGAUGAUUUCCCAGGAAGGGAAGAUGAGGAGGGAAGAGGGGAUAUACAUCGGCUUUCAGAAGGAGAAGACAACACCACAGAACAAACACAUCACAUCAUAAUACCGAGCUACACGUCUUGGUUCAAUAACAACAGCGUUCACUCGAUAGAGAAACGUUCGUUGCCUGAAUUCUUCCAUGGAAAGAACAAGUCAAAAUCACCAGAAAUCUACCUGGCAUACCGUAACUUCAUGAUCGACACAUACCGGCUCAACCCCCAGGAAUACCUCAGCUCAACGUCCUGCAGACGCAUCCUCACUGGAGACGUCUGCUCUGUCAUAAGGGUUCAUUCAUUUUUGGAGCAGUGGGGUUUGAUUAACUACCAGGUGGAUGCAGAGAGCAAACCCCUGCCCAUGGGACCCCCACCCACCCCUCAUUUCAAUGUAUUGAUUGACACACCGUCCGGGCUGGCCCCACUACAACACAAACCCCUGCAGGUGUCAGCCUCGCAGAACAUGUUGUUUUUCCAGGAAAAGAGCAGAGAGAAGCCUUCAGAAUGCCAGAACUUUGGUCUGCGCUCCGACAUCUACACCAAGAAAAUCCCUAAGACUAAAGGAGUAUCAGGAAGAGAAUGGACGGAGCAAGAGACACUCUUGCUGUUAGAGGCCUUAGAGGUGUACAGAGAUGACUGGAACAAAGUAUCUGAGCAUGUGGGCUCCAGAACGCAGGAUGAGUGUAUUCUCCACUUCCUCCGCCUGCCGAUAGAAGACCCUUACUUAGAAGACUCCGCGGCUUCCCUCGGCCCACUGGCGUACCAGCCCGUGCCUUUCAGCCAAUCAGAAAACCCCGUCAUGAGCACCGUGGCCUUCCUGGCCUCUGUGGUGGACCCUCGGGUGGCAUCAUCUGCAGCUAAGGCCGCACUGGAGGAGUUCUCCAAAGUGCACGAGGAGUCGCUGGAUAAGAUCUCUGAAGCGUCCAACCAGCCUGACAAAACAGAAUCAAUGGAAGUAGAGAAAAUUGAAACAAACUCCACCCCCCUUCAGAUCUCCCAGGUUCCUUUAAGGGCAGAUGGGCUCAAAGUGGAACCCAGUGUGGCCAAUGUGACGGGAGAACUAGUCAAAAGCGAAAAUGCUGAAAAUAUACUUGCAGAGGAGGGAGACGGAGUAAGAGUAGAUGACGACGAGAGCUUUGAUCAGGCAGAAGUGGAUGAGGGGAGGUUGUUGGAGCAGGAUCUGGUGGAUGGCAGCGUUGUCACGGCAGCAGCUGCUGCUCUUUCCUCCGCUGCCACAAAGGCCAAGCACCUGGCAGCAGUAGAGGAGAGGAAGAUCAAGUCCCUGGUGGCUCUGCUGGUGGAGACCCAGAUGAAGAAGCUGGAGAUCAAGCUGAGACACUUUGAGGAGCUGGAGACCAUCAUGGACCGAGAGAAAGAGGCUCUGGAGCAGCAGCGGCAGCAGCUCCUCUCUGAGAGACAGACUUUCCACACCGAGCAGCUCAAACAGGCAGAGAUCAAGGUUCGUCAGCAGAGGGAGCAGCAGGCGCAGCAGGCGCAGCAGGCGCAGCCGGGAUACACCGUGCAGCCAACAGCUGUGCCUCCUGCUUCAGCUCAGCCCAUGCCCAACAGGAUGAUUCCUGGUGGAGUAAACGCCCAGACAAUGGCUCCUCGACAUCCUGGAGCUCCCAAUGGCAUGUACCCGUCCUCUCAGCCUGAUGGGAUAGCACCAGCUCAGCCGGGCCCUCCAGCAGCCAGUCACAACUGAACAGACCAGAACAACAAAAUGCACACAUACCAGUCCUCCUACGUCCGAGAAAAUUCAAGGAACACCGGCAGAAAUGUUCAGUAACAAUUAAGAAGUUUAAUAACGUAACUAUUCUGUACUAGUCACAUGUUUAUAGACACACAAGCACAUGGACGCAGUUAAUGUGUAAUUUGGUCAACGGCUCAGUCCGUCUUAUAUCUGUGAAUUAUUUGUGCUCUGCCGUCAGAGUUGAGGAAUCUGAAGAUUUAACUCAACUCAUUAAAGUUGUUUUACAUGAAACCAAAUGUA